UACAAAAUGGAGUUAGAAAAUGAAGAUAACAAUCAUGUGCUUGAUGUUGAUAAGCCAAAGAAGCCAUCAAUAUAUCUAUGUGAAAUAUGUCGCACAAUUUGCCAAUCGGAAGAAUUACUUAAAGCACAUUCCAAACAAGAAACGCACUUAAUGAAAUUAAGGAAUAAUAAGGAUAUGCAUAAAUUCUGCACAGAUUGCAAAUUAAAUUAUUAUUAUGAUAUUAUAAAUAAAUGUAUGGAACCUCAUCAAAAAUGUUUGUCUCAUAAAUGGGUUCAAGCUAUUAAUACUUUUGGAAGUCAUAAAGUGAUUGCUAUUAAAUUUGAACUAAAACAUGGAGCUAUAAAUUUCUUGGAAUCAAGGCCAGAAUUAUUAGGUAUUGAUUACAUAAUUAAAAGUAUGUAUAAAGACACAUCUUAUUAUUUGUGCUAUCUUUGUGGAUUUUCUCCAAAAUACUUUAAUAGAAAUAAACUUCAUUCAAAACCUAAAGCUCAAAAAAAAGCCAUUAUGCAUCACAUCCUAUCUAAAGAGCAUGUUCACAACUUUAUAAGAGUUCAGACUCCAACCUUAUUGAAUGACUUUGAAAAAUUUUACAGUGAAGAAGUUGAAAAACAAAUAAGCCUCAAAGGUCAUUCCUCAAAAGUGGAUCAGCAAAUAAUCAUGGAUGCCGUUAUCCAAAAGAUAUUGCAUCUACUUCCUAACCAUCUUCAAAAAUCUAAGCGCAUAAGAUAUAUUGAGGUAAAUCCUAAACAUCCUGAAUUUGAUAUGAUCUGUCACAUCAUGAAAAUUUACAAUGAUAUCUCCAAAGAAAAGUCUAAAUUUGAUGCCUCUUAUGAAAAUGUGUCAGACUCUGAACACAUCGAACAAAAAGAGACCGAGAAUAGGAACAUUAAUAAAUUGGCCAGCAGUUUGUCAAGAUAUAUCUUGAGACCAAGUGACAAGAAAAAGGAAUUAACUAGAUGUAUAAGUCCUGUUGCUAAGGAUAAACGUAAACGGAGUAAGAAUUAUCCUAACCUCAAAAUGACUAAAUCAAAUGAUAUUAUCACUUCUGAAGAUGUGGUUGUGGAAAAAAUGGACAAUCAUUUCAGCAUUGAAAAAGACAGUGUCACUAAUAAAACUAUUAUUAGGAUCCACAAAACGCCCAGCCAAAAGCUUUCCCAUGAAUCAACUGAAAUUACUAUAGAUAACAAAAUACAGGAUUCUGAUGAUUUUGGUGAUAAACUAACUUCUGGCUCCUCCAAAACCGAUUUAAUUCCUAAUGAGCCAGUAGCUGGGGAAGAUUCGAAACCUCGUAUUUUGGACAAUGAAGUUAUCACUAAAGGAGAUUAUGUUAUAUUGGAUGCUUUCUCAGUCGAUUUUGACGAGAUUUCUAUUGGCCAUGGGAUAAAUGUAGAGGACAAAUCAAACGUUGGAGAAGAGCCUGAUUUAAAUAAAAAUAAAGCUGUUAAAAUCGAUGAUCCUAAUAUUCCAAAAAGUGUUAACCUAGAUAUUGUGGAUUCUAGAUCCACUAGAAUAAUAGAAACUGGUGGUAGUCAGGGCCCAAAGAAUUUCAGGAUUAUUUUUCCUCCAAAAGUUAAGGAGAUAGAUAAGCUUGAUAGUGGAAAACUUACAGAUACAAGAGAUUCAAAGCAUCACCAUAACAGGGACAAGGGAAAGUCAAAUAGUGAUACCAAAUUAGCUGGAAGCAGAAUCCGAUCUGGAUCAAGGUCUAUUUCAUCUGAUUACAUGAAACCAGCUCCUCGUGGCAGGAAAAGGGGAAGUCGUAAUCAAAAUAAAUUUUUACCAAGGAACAAUACCAAGCACACUCUACCUUCUUUUAAUUCUUUGCUGAGGAAGAAGGCCCUACAGAAUAAUAUGUUGGAAUCUAUUGGAUCCUUUCCCAUGUUCCAAAAUAUAUUGGUGACCUUAGAUAACCAGACGUCUCUGAAUGAAGUUUUUGGCAGGGUGAGAGGAUUAUUGCCCGGGAUGCCUCAGGUGGACAUGACUCAAGAAGAUUUCACCAAACCUGAGACCAUUCGAAGGUUGUUUGACGUUCUGGGAAACGCCCUGAACACUAUAUUUAAAGCUUGGGCCUGUAACCAGAACAUAGCUCAUAGGCUAGAACCAUCUCUGAGAGAGGAAAUGGGGGCAGAUCAGAAUUCCGUUUGCAUCUUGCUAAAAGAUGGCAUUGAGGCCGAAUUCUAUGAUACCAACAAAGUGGAUAAUGUCAGGAUGAACAAAUUUCUGGGCAGACUGAACCAACUGUUGGCUCGAAUGUCUUUGGCGGAACAAAAUUCUCGAAUCAAUUUGGAACGUCCUCCUUAUUUGGCUUCCUCUACCACAUAUCCCCUUGUUGCAGGAGGAAUGGGUGGUAUGGUGGGAGGUCCACAAGAUACUAGUUAUGAUAGAAAAAGGGAAAAUUUAGAAAGAAGUCUGACACCCAUCUGGUCUUCAGAUUACAAGAACGCUUUAAGAAAGGCAUCUGCCAAAUUGGCUGAUGAUUUUGUAAACAGUGCUUAUUCCAGUGGAAGAGCGAGAUCUAGAUCCAAAUCAUCCAGAGAUCGAGAGAGAUCUAGUGUUGGUCGUCAUAGAUCAACUUCACGCUCCAGAAGAUCCACCAAAAGAAAUCGGUCUAGGGAAAGCCUCAAUGCGGGUUCUAAACGAUUAAACGUAAUCAAGCCAGAACCCUUUAACUUUCAGACUCACUUGGGCAUCCAAUCUCGUAACACCCUGGAAGAGUCGAUGCGGCAACAGGAAGAGUUGGCUCAUAGUCUUAGGGGCAUGAUAGAUAACCUGACAGCCCAAACAGCCGCCUCUUCUAAAGUCAGCAUGUUGGAAGACAAGAUUAAACGACUUAUUGAUGUCCAGAAUGGAUUGCUAUUAUUCCCACCUCCUCAGGCAUCUCCCAUCGAUAGUUUUGACACUAGAAGAAACCGGUCUGAUCCGUCACUUCCCACAGCUCUUUAUUUGCAAUCUCAGCUCAACGAUUUGAUUAAUGACCAAGAGAAUGCUGGAUUUUUAGCUCGCCCUGGUAACGAAAACUUAAAGAGAUUGCUACAAGAUGCUUUGAAAUCUCAAGUUAGAAUUUUGGAAAAGUAUCAAAGGGAGAAUGCUUCUGGAAGUAAUGUAAGCAACAUAGGUGACCAGAGGUAUGAUAGCUUGCCCCGUUCUUCACUGCCCCCACCUAUUGAUGAACGUUAUCGAGUUGAUAGGAGAAGGCCUCCUGGUUUAGGUGGUAAUCCAUUUGAACCAGUUCGGUAUGACCAAAAUAAUCAGCCCUUUGAUCACAUUAAUGUUCGUCCUCCAAUAGAUCCUUAUCACCAUCUUCCUGUGCCUAGAUACCCACCUCCAAUCCAACCCCCUUCUCAUGAUUUUAGGUAUCCGCCACCACCUCUAGCUCAUAAUCCUUUUCAACCUGUUCCACCUCCCUACACCCAUCCUUAUCCAGAUGAGCAUGCUUAUCCUACACUUGUGAGACACCCUCUACCCCCUCACAACCCUACACCUCCUCAUCACGCCCCACCUCUUCCUUAUCGGCCAACUUCUUAUGUGCCUCGUCCCCCACCUUCACAUCAAAACAUACCUCAGAAACCGCCCGUUUUGGAAAAAUUAAAAUACCCUAAAAAGAAAAGCGACGAUCCUACCAAAUUGUCUUUCCUAUCAAAACUUAAGAACCAUAACCUUGGUGUUCUUAGCUCGGCCUCUGACGUAGGUCUGUCGAAGUCCAGUCUAAUCCAAGUCGGCACUUUUUUGCGCGAUAAUCAGGAGUAUGGAUCUUCUUUUAGUAACCUUUCUUCCUUGUCAGAAAAUAGGGAUGAGUAUAGUACACACAGGCGUCCAGAAAGUUUUAGUGAGGAAAGACGAUUUAACGUUAACAGCUCCAGUAAAAUGAGUAAUAAUUUAACUUCGUAUUACACCGAGAAUCAUCCAAGGCACACUCAGCCACCACAAGCUAAGAGAAUGGACAAUGUUCGUAAUAGAAAUGCUAAUGAAUACAGGACUGGUCACGGGACUUUUAAUAGAUAUUUCAAAUAGCCCGUAUCAUCAUGAUUGGCUCAAAAGAUGCCCUAACGAAUUAUUGUUUAUUUUAUAUAUAUUAAUUUGUAAAAUUUUAAAAUAACUUUAUUUUUUGACAUGAUUUAUAAAUAUAAUUAUAUUUAUUAUUACAUGAUUAAUUAUGAUAUUUGCAAUUUUAUUUUAUAUCCCCUAUCUACUUUCUUUGUGCUAUAUAUUAUAUUAUAAAUAUUUACAGUAAAUUUGUGAUUCAGUUUUUUUGGAUUUA
Molecule: messenger RNA, 4258 nt
Organism: Gordionus sp. m RMFG-2023
Lineage: Eukaryota; Metazoa; Nematomorpha; Gordioida; Chordodea; Parachordodidae
Exons: 13
Coding region: 7-4011 (1334 amino acids)
Source: RefSeq, a predicted model, not a curated record